Zingiber officinale is the source of this 490-nucleotide messenger RNA. RefSeq lists its product as uncharacterized. The transcript has a single exon. Bases 48 to 320 code for a protein of 90 amino acids. The record is from RefSeq and is a predicted model, not a curated record. Lineage: Eukaryota; Viridiplantae; Streptophyta; Magnoliopsida; Zingiberales; Zingiberaceae.
CAACUCUCCCAUUCGUCCCUCUCCCUUUCAUUUCCCCCUUCUUCACUAUGGAGAAGUGCAGAUCCUUCCCGGCGUCCUCCUCCUCCGCCUACUCCUCCUUCUCCUCCUCGCCCUCCGACGGAGGAGGGUUUGGGUACGACAACCGGUCCAAAUCCUACAGCUUCAACGGACCUAGCGGGGCGACUGAUCCCGAGCAAAAGCGCAAGCGCCGCAUCGCGUCGUACAACUCCUUCGCCAUGGAGCGCAAGCUCAAGUCCUCCCUCUCCAGCAGCUUCAAGUGGAUCAAGAACAAGUUCUCCGACGCCAUCCACGACCUCUAGGAUCCCUCAUCACUGUAUACGUGUGCGGAUCGCUAGCUUUUGUUUCUUAGGGAUUUGGGUUGUUCUGUUUCCGAUCGAUGAAUUACUUACUUCCUGAUUGAUUCAAAGGCGGACAAAUCAUCAGGUUGGUGUUUGUAAAUUAGUAUUGAAUCCGUCGGUGCUUUGAUCUA